AACACGGGCUGACGCGGGUAGCAACCGGGUGACUAACAGACGAAUUUAACGAACCCAAAAGUCCAAAGCACCUCACAUUCACAAGGAGUAAUGGCCACCUUCAACAUAAGCUAUCAUCACAGUAUAAUCCAUUACAACGUUAAUAAUUCUCGUCAUCUCUGUCCGAUAUUACAGUCCCUCUCCUUCAAGAAACCACUGAUUUUCCCCAGGAAGAAGCUCCACAAUAGAGUAGUAUCAGCAAUGGCUUCUGGAAGUGUGAAAGAAACCCUUCCACCUGCUCUUGAUUCCUCUUCAGACCCACCAGCAAUCUUCGAUGGAACCCCCAAGCUGUAUAUAUCUUACUCUUGCCCAUAUGCUCAACGUGUGUGGAUUACGAGGAAUUGUAAGGGACUGCAAGAAACCAUAAAAUUGGUACCUAUUGAUCUUAAGAACAGGCCCGCCUGGUACAAGGAGAAGGUGUACCCUGAAAAUAAGGUGCCGUCGCUAGAACACAAUAACGAAGUUAAGGGGGAGAGUCUCGACUUGAUCCGGUAUAUAGAUAGUAACUUUGAAGGGCCUUUGCUUUUCCCUGAUGAUCCUGCCAAGAGAGAGUUUGGGGAAGAGUUGCUUGACUAUACGGGAUCCUUCUACAAAGCAGUAACUACUUCUUUCAAGGAAAGCAAAAUGGAUGAAGCUGUUUCUGCUUUCGAUCACAUUGAGACUGCUCUUUCCAAAUUCGACGAAGGGCCCUUUUUUCUUGGCAAGUUCAGUUUGGUGGAUGUCGCCUACAUUCCUUUUGUCGAACGAUUUCAGGCCUUCUUAUCCGAAGUGAAGAAUUAUGACAUCACAAGAGGGAGGCCGAGAGGUGCAGUUUGGAUUGAGGAGAUGAACAAAAUUGAAGCAUACAAACAAACUCAACGAGACCCAAAGGAGCAUGUCGAAAGCUACAGAAAGCGUUUCUUGACAUCUUCCCUAUGAAUUCUUUGGGUGCUACCUCAGUUGAAAGCUGAAAUCGUGUUGUCAAAAACUGCGGUGCAGCGCCUUGCUCAUGGAUUACGGAACAUGGGAUAGUAGUUUGAACAUUGCAUGUACUAUGAAUGAAUUGCAGAGAGUGAGUUCCAGUUGAUGCGGUUUUGCUGGUUAUGUUAGCAAAAGACUCAGUAUUGUGUCUGUGUAAUGUACCUACCUACCUGUGAAUGAAUAAUUCAAAAGUAUUAAUCUUGUUUCUUGUGUACA
Sesamum indicum (sesame) is the source of this 1215-nucleotide messenger RNA. RefSeq names its product glutathione S-transferase L1. The record is from RefSeq and is a predicted model, not a curated record. Gene Ontology annotation, molecular function: glutathione transferase activity. Gene Ontology annotation, biological process: protein glutathionylation. NCBI's taxonomy places the organism in Eukaryota, Viridiplantae, Streptophyta, Magnoliopsida, Lamiales, Pedaliaceae.